This is a messenger RNA of Pararge aegeria (speckled wood butterfly), 972 nucleotides long. RefSeq lists its product as uncharacterized. The record is from RefSeq and is a predicted model, not a curated record. The transcript has 5 exons. Lineage: Eukaryota; Metazoa; Arthropoda; Insecta; Lepidoptera; Nymphalidae. The coding region runs from base 328 to 897 and encodes 189 amino acids.
UCACGGAUUGACAGGCGCCCGCCAUCUUUUAAAAAGCUUUCACUUAUUUUUUUAAUCGACUAUUGUGCCGUGAAUAGAGUGAUAAAAAAUUUGUUAAAAAAAGCUUUUAUUUUUAAACAGUGUUUUUUUUUUAAAAACAUUUCGAAAAAAUCAUUGCAUUUAUACAUCAGUAGUUAUAUUCAGUUAAAAGAUAAAAGAGGAUUAAAACAAAAUAGGAGUUGGUAAACAACUGUAAACUUUUGAAUUAAAAUUACAUUUUCAUAGUCAAAUAAUAAAUAAAGCAAAAUAGUUUUUUUAAAUACAAAAUAAAGGGCAAUAAAUUUUAAAAUGGCAACAAAAACGAUAUAUCGAAAACUGUCUGUGCUGACUUUGAUGGUGCUUUUGUGCGUUCAAGUUAAAGGAAAGGCCUCGGAAGAAAGUGGCGAAAUAAAGACUACUAAUAAGAAUGACGUGUCAGGACUGUUGUUUGCGGACGAGUUGAAGCAGAUCAUCGAGAGGUACAUGUUCGGAAUCUGCCCGCAGCCCUACAAGUUGCGUUGGUCGCAGAUGGUGGGCGGCAAGAAGAACGUCACGGCCAGCGGCUGCGACCUGGAUGCCGACCAGCACGACCUCGCCGCCAGGCUAGCGACGCUGGCUCUACGCGCGCACGCCGCGUCCCGCACGGACUGCACGCGGUUCGGCUCGGCGCUCGCCAACACGCUCGGCGAGCUUGCUCGCAGCGCUUCCAACAGAAACGUGCUCGCUGCUGCGGUGGCCAGCGAGAACAAGAAGCGUAAACUGUCCAAGAGCCAGAAGAAGCAGAUCGCGGCCAAGCAGCGCACCGCUCUCGCCGUCAAGAAGAAAGCCGCCGCCGUAGCGGCCGCCAACGCAGCCAAGGUCGCCAGCCCCGCCGCCUAGACCCCUCAACCACUCAUAUACCCCUUCCGGAGUUCUUCCCUAACUUAAGCUAUUAAAUUAAAUUCAAAUUAAAAA